AGGCCCUCGGUGCCCCCCCCGCCCGAAGGGCCGCGGCCCGCCAUGAUCAUAGCACUGUCCGCCGCCCUGAGGUUUCACAGCAAGCCGAUAGCGGAGUGUGCUGUGACGUCGGCGCCCCGGCUCGGCGCGAAGGCGAAGGCGCUGGUCGCCGAGCUGCGCCGGCUCGAGGCGAAGGAUAUCAAAAAGCAGCUCCAUGUGAAUGAGGCGCUGGCCAAGCAGUAUGAGAAAGGCUUGAGCGAGUUCGAGAAGCAACAGCCGGUCCCCGCCUGCUCCCUGUACGACUCGGCCCUGUUUGCGGCCUUUGACGCGACGAGCUUCGAGCAGGAGCGCCGCGGGGCCACAGGGCACGUGAGAAUAUUCUCGGGGCUGUACGGGUUGCUGCGACCGUUCGACCAGAUCCAGGCGCUGAGUUUGCCUGUGGGGCUGAAUACCAAGCUGAAGAACAGCAAGGAACCGUUGCAUCGGGAGUCGGCGGACCGAGGUAGACAACACAGUUGA
This is a messenger RNA of Prorocentrum cordatum, 498 nucleotides long. The record is from the annotation of a GenBank genome assembly. Lineage: Eukaryota; Dinophyceae; Prorocentrales; Prorocentraceae.